AUGACUACCGUCGCUUCUACCGCCACCGACGUCCCAGCCUGGAAGUUGCGGCUUCGUGGUGCCCAGGCUCAGGCUAAGGCUAAGACUCAAGAAUCUCAAGGCAGCAUUAACAUUACGGCGUACUUGGCCAACCUUGAGUCCUUUGGCAUUGACCAUCAAAGUCUUCACAGUGCCGACGAUAGCAUUGAGCAACUGAAACAGCAUGCGGUGAAGCUAAAGGAACAUUUGACAUUACUCCGUGCAAACCCAACCUCUGAUGACAAAUUUGAACCCAUCACCAGGGCCCUCAUUGAUGAUCAUCGAAACCUAAGUGGCGAUGUCAAGGCCGUCACGGAUAAGCUUCAGGACGACAAAGUGGACAAGCAAAUGGCCAUGGAGAAGAUGAGAGAAGCUCGCCAGCGAGCAAAGAAGCAGUCUAUCGAUAGUAUCGAUAGGUCAUAUGAUAACGCUGUUGAAAUUACUGACCAUCAACCAGAGGACCAACAAGAGAUGGUAGCUGAUGCGUGGGUACUCAUCUAUGACCAGUUUCUAAAAUUCACGGAUAAAAUUUUCAAUCUUUUCUUGGACAUGCAUAACGCUAUUUCGCAGUGGCUUGAAGAUGUCUGGAAAAAGGUCAAAGAGGCGUGGAACACGAUGAAGGGGGCCUUCGUGGAGAUAUAUCAAUGGUUCAAUGACUUAUUUGGUUACGCGUAG
This is a messenger RNA of Trichoderma breve, 693 nucleotides long. RefSeq lists its product as uncharacterized. The transcript has a single exon. NCBI's taxonomy places the organism in Eukaryota, Fungi, Ascomycota, Sordariomycetes, Hypocreales, Hypocreaceae. The coding region runs from base 1 to 693 and encodes 230 amino acids. The record is from RefSeq and is a predicted model, not a curated record.